Molecule: messenger RNA, 1292 nt
Organism: Mangifera indica (mango)
Lineage: Eukaryota; Viridiplantae; Streptophyta; Magnoliopsida; Sapindales; Anacardiaceae
Product: B-box zinc finger protein 22-like
Exons: 3
Coding region: 266-1162 (298 amino acids)
Biological process (GO): photomorphogenesis; regulation of DNA-templated transcription
Cellular component (GO): nucleus
Molecular function (GO): zinc ion binding
Source: RefSeq, a predicted model, not a curated record
AGACUGGUGAUGAUAUUUCGCAAGUCUUACGGCUAGACAGCACAGAGGCGGUCUCCUGUUUCACAGCACAAACUAUAAAUCGCCACGCGUCCGUUGCCGCCAUUCAAACACGCCUGUACACUCAUAGCCGCACAAAAUAUCCUCUUCCCCUUUCCUCGCUGCCACUCAACUAAACGCUAAACCCAAAACCCGCCGCCUUUAGAUCUUCCACUCCUUUUGACCUUGAAAGGAUCAGUCUUGGUGCGGAAAAAAAAACGACACAGAAAUGAAGAUACAGUGCAACGUAUGCGAGGCUGCCGAGGCCAAGGUUCUGUGUUGCGCGGACGAGGCCGCGCUCUGUUUUGAGUGUGAUGACAAGGUUCACGCUGCGAAUAAGCUCGCCAGCAGGCACCAGAGGGUCCCUCUCUCCUCUUCUGCUUCUCAGAUGCCCAAGUGCGAUAUUUGUCAGGAAACAGCUGGCCUUUUCUUUUGUUUACAAGAUCGGGCCUUACUCUGCAGGAAAUGUGAUGUUGCCAUACACACUGCAAAUUCUUUUGUGUCUGCUCAUCAGAGAUUUUUGCUUACUGGGGUGAAAGUAGGUCUUGAAGCAGCUGACCUUGGUGCAUCUUCAUCUACAGUCAAGUCAACUUCUGGGGAGAAAAUUUCAGAAACCAAAUCCCACUCAAUGUCUAGAUGGAGCAACCUGAUGCCAUUGGCUGGUGAAUGCAAAGAUGUUUUACCUGCAAACACUGGUGGAAUUGGGGAUUGUGAGACAACAAGAGUAUUGUUUGCUGGGGGUUCUACCACUGAAAGCAUACCAUUGUGGCAAGUGGAUGAAUUUCUUAGUCUUCCUGAAUUUUCUCAAAAUUAUGGUUUCGUGGAUAAUGGAUCAUCUAAGACUGAUACUGGCAAGCGUGGAGACUCCGACAGCUCCCCAAUCUUAAGAUCCUCUGAGGAAGAGCUAGACGAUGAUGAGUGCUUGGGUCAGGUGCCAGAGAGCUCACAGGCGGUGCCACAAAUUCCUUCCCCUCCUACAGCCUCAGGGCUCUAUUGGCCGAAAAGUUCUACUUCGAGUCUAUAUGAUACUGCAGCAUUUGUGCCUGACAUAUACAGCUCAACCGUGCAAGACACCCGCUGCCAUCAGCUUUAUGGCCCUGCAAAAAGACUGCGAUGGGAGUUAUAAUUAGUAAGGAGGUUUUUGAUUAUUUUUAACAGAGCGAAGUGUGUUAUAAUAUGUGAUCUUAUAAACUAAACAAACCUCUGUUGUACAUUUUUCAGAAGUUUUAGCAAUACACUAUUUUUAUGGACAAAAA